Molecule: messenger RNA, 241 nt
Organism: Darwinula stevensoni
Lineage: Eukaryota; Metazoa; Arthropoda; Ostracoda; Podocopida; Darwinulidae
Source: the annotation of a GenBank genome assembly
CGACGGGCGGAGGAUGUACCCGGAGGAGGCGUCCUCCCUGGGCUCCGUCGACGGAUUCUUUCCCAGUGUCCGGACGGGAGGCUCCCGGUGGGUCGCUGCGCCUCGUCUGAUCGCUGCGCCGGCUGCCCCGUCGGGAACGGGCACUACUUCACCGCCCUGGAGUGCGCUCUCGUCGCCGUGGUGAUGUGAGACUCAACGCGCCUGCAAGACUCCAAAUUUUUUUUUUUUUCCACUGACAAAA